Messenger RNA from Mycetomoellerius zeteki, 774 nucleotides. RefSeq names its product 52 kDa repressor of the inhibitor of the protein kinase. Bases 289 to 774 code for a protein of 161 amino acids. Gene Ontology annotation, molecular function: sequence-specific DNA binding. The record is from RefSeq and is a predicted model, not a curated record. The transcript is spliced from 4 exons. Lineage: Eukaryota; Metazoa; Arthropoda; Insecta; Hymenoptera; Formicidae.
UGACAGGAGUAUAUAUUAUGAGAAAUAAUAAAGUGAUACGUGUGAUAAAGUGAUUAAGUGACGUGUUUAGUUAUAAGUAUUCAGUGAAUACUUAUAACUAAAAAAGUUCAGUGUUCAAUAAAGUGCUUAGAUUCGACGUAUCUAGGAAACAGAAAACCAGAUAAAGGCCGAAUUUCUAUACGGAGAAUAGUUUAUCUGUGCAAAAAUUGUACAGAUUUUCGAUUUUCUUGAAGCACUUUGAUCUUAGCUUUGUGUUGCAGAUAUUAUUUUGAGAGAACGUUAUAAAAGAUGGAAAAGAUGUUGGCCCAGAAAUCAAACGGAUGGUGUGUUGUCAAGGAAUGCAAUAAAAAUAAUGUGGAAAAACGACACUUGUUUCGGUUUCCAAAGGAACAUGACAGAUGCUUGCAAUGGAUACGUGCGUGUGACAGAUUGGAUUUGGAAGCAAUGGGUGCAGAAUAUGCCCAUUGUAAUUAUCGAGUGUGCCACUUACAUUUUGAAGAAAAGUGGUACAAUAUAAGUAAGACUAGAGCUCAUCUUCAUCCAGAUGCAAUACCUACAAAGUUUUUUGAAAGAAAUAACGAAUCCAUUACGACAACAUUAGUAAAAAUAAAUGAUGAAGAGAAGAUAAAUGAUGAAAUACCUAUAGAAGACAAUAUUUGUAUUUCAGAACACGAUAAAAUAAACAGAAUUUCACCAACAAUUGCCAACCAAUCAUUGGCUGCGUUCAGCAGAGAAAAUUAUUAUUUGUUCUCUUAUUGCGUUUAUAUUUUGUAA